This is a messenger RNA of Salarias fasciatus (jewelled blenny), 806 nucleotides long. RefSeq names its product distal membrane-arm assembly complex protein 1. The coding region runs from base 203 to 502 and encodes 99 amino acids. Lineage: Eukaryota; Metazoa; Chordata; Actinopteri; Blenniiformes; Blenniidae. The record is from RefSeq and is a predicted model, not a curated record. The transcript is spliced from 2 exons.
AGUACACAAAUCCCGACCUACAACACGCAGGAGGAGUUGGAAUUAACUUUGAGCGAUUUUCUGCUCAUUCGUUUAUUUAUUGCCUAGUAACCCUGACUUUCGAAUAACCUUCAGUGUAUUUUUCCACCCCCGUUUCUUGAUCACACGUCCGAUGGUGGUGUAGGUUUGUAUCCGCCAGUGUUAGCAUUAGCUGCGCAGCACAAUGUCAGCAGCUCCAGAGCAGGGAGGAGGAGGAGCAGACGCCCCCCUGUCCAAACCCCAGGAGCUGCUGAAGACCUGCUGGAGCUGCCGGGUGAUCUCCGGCGGGGGGCUCGUCCUGGCCGGAGCUUAUGUCUACAGUGCAGCGACGAAAGUCAUGCGGAGGGGAGGACCCGCCUCCAUGGGGCUCGUGGCACAGAUCACAUUUGCUGCAAGCCUGGCUGCGUGGGGGAUUGUAAUCCUCACAGACCCGGUGGGGAAGUCACACAGGGUGGGAGAAGAGCCUCCAUCAACUGGACGAUGAGAGGAAAUCAGCUCCAAUACAGACUGAAACUGUGUGUGUGUUGCUUCUCAGAGUCAUCACAAAUCUCCUGCUGGAUCCCUGCCUCAUUAAAUCGUGUAUGCAGAUGACUGCCUCUAUUAAAAUGUACAGAAAUCAUGUGUACUGCAUAACACUGAACUGAACUGACGGUGUGUAAAAUGUUCCAGUGCAUGAUCAGUGAAACCUUAAAAUUACUUCUUGAAAUGGGACUGCUUUUUUCUUUUCUCUCUGAUUUUUUUUAAAUUCCCUGUGUGUAAUUUGCAUGUUCUCCCACAGUCCAAAAACA